UUGUCAUAGUCAAGCACAUUCCCUGAGAGAGAACUUCUAUCAAUUCAAUAGCCAAACAAGUCUAGGACGAGUAAGCUGCUGCUUAUGUAAAUAAAAAUCCAAAUAAAAAGCCCAUUGUUGCAUGAAAAAGUUUUUAAUCUGGGGAUUUAAAGUGGAUCACAUGCCCAGCCUGAACAACAGCGGCACGAGAGCACGCGCAUUCCAGAGCAGCGUCUCGCGCAUCGCUGCUUUUCCCUGAAAACUGGGGAAAAUAUAGAUUUUUGAUGGACUAUUGCGGAUUUCGCCCUUUGUUUAUAUAGUAAAACGGACACUUGUUCACUGUCGGACAUGACGCAUUCCUACAGUCAGCGUUCUCUCGUGAUACUCGCGUUUUUAGGGAUUUUGUCUUCGAUAAUGGCCGUGUUAUCCGUCAUUUUGAUCUUCCAGCUCCAAACUCAACAGGCUGUUAUCAAAGAUUCGCCAACUUUCGUGCCAAAAGACAUCACUGCGGUGUUACUGCCUGUUUCCACGGUCCUCUCAGCCUUGUCUCUGACUCUAAACUUGAGCUCAGUUGUUGUUUGUUUGCUCCACAGCUAUUUUGCUACUGAAAUAUGCCGAGGAGAACCAGAUACGCAAAGGGCCGAUUGGUUUCUGAUGGAUAGCAGGGCCGUCCGGCAUGUCACCAUCGGCCUGUUUUGCCUAGGAGUUUCAGUUUAUUUAGCUGCCAUGUCUAUUUACAUGGUACUGGUGUUUGAAGUGGAAACUGGUAUAGCCAGUGUUUGUGUGCUGUCCUCCGGAGUUCUCGUCCUGCUACUUAUCAUCAUUCACUCUUUAAUAAGGGCAGCACGUGCAGCCAAACACUACCGCACUGAUCAUCUCCACACCAUGUACCACAACAACCCAGAGCAAAUCCGAACGUCCAAUCUAAGCAUUAUGGAAAAUCCACGAAGGCAACACAGCUUAGCCAACCUACCAAGCCAUUUCAUCAACCCCGCUCACAUGGAACCCAAAUCACAAUAUUCAACAUCCAACGGGCCUCAGGCUCACUCUAGCGAUAAAGACGGAUGCAGUGGAAGCGGACGAACCCAUCGGACACUUUCAACAGAGUCUGGCCUAUUUCACGCUCAGGCCAAACCCUGGAACGGGGUGAACAGCGAGAUGAGAUCGGUGCUCGCUCGUAAAGCCACGAUUAAAGAUUCAACUUUAGUAUGAGUGGUAAUGCGUUCACUUUGGUGUCAAGAUGCAAUAUAACGUGCCUGAUUUAAAAUGAUAUUCAUGUAUGUAGAGGCAUGCAGCAUUAUUAGGCAACUAAAACACUUAAAGAAAGUCUGAAAUCCAUCCUUACAAACUUGAUAACAAAAGAUAGUGUCACUUUUAAUAUCAUUUGUUUCUUUUUGUAUCAAAAGAACCAUUUCUGCUUCAAGAGUAAAAUACAGUUGAAGUCAGAAUUAUUAUCCACUCUGAUUUAUUGGCCCCCCUGUUUAUGUUUCCCCAAUUUCUGUUUAACAGAGAGAUUUUUUUAAACACAUUUCUAAACAUAAUAAUUUUAAUAAUUAAUC
Danio rerio (zebrafish) is the source of this 1538-nucleotide messenger RNA. The record is from RefSeq and is a predicted model, not a curated record. Lineage: Eukaryota; Metazoa; Chordata; Actinopteri; Cypriniformes; Danionidae.